Fusarium sp. VM40 is the source of this 930-nucleotide messenger RNA. Lineage: Eukaryota; Fungi; Ascomycota; Sordariomycetes; Hypocreales; Nectriaceae. The record is from the annotation of a GenBank genome assembly.
AUGGCUUCAGACGAGGUAAUUUGGCAAAUUUUGAAUCAGAGCUUCUGCAGUCUGAAACUUAAAACCGAUAAGGGACAGAACUUCUGUCGAUCCCCUUACAGUGUAUCAGGUCUCUGCAACCGUACUAGCUGUCCUCUUGCGAACUCGAGAUAUGCCACGAUUCGAGAAGAGAAGGGCGUCAUCUACUUGUUCCAAAAGACACCAGAGAGAGCUCACUUGCCCUCUAAGCUAUGGGAGAAGCGCAAGCUCAGCAAGAACUAUGCGCAGGCGCUGCAACAGAUUGACGAGCUUCUGCUUUACUGGCCCCAGUACUUGAUCCACAAGUGCAAGCAACGCCUUACCCGUCUGACCCAGGUCCAAACUCGCAUGCGCCGUAUUGCCGCCGAGGAGGAACGCUUGGGCGAAAAGCUUGUGCCCAAGAUGGCGCCUAAGAUCAGGCACCGUGAGCAAGCUCGUGAGCGCAAGGCCGAGGCAGCUGCCAAGCUGGAGCGAACCAUCGAGCGCGAGCUUGUCGAGCGUCUCCGACAGGGUGCCUACGGCGAUCAACCCCUCAACGUCAGCGAGGCUAUCUGGAAGAAGGUCCUGAACGGCAUGGAGCGCGAAGGCAAGGGUCAGCGUGACGUGGACAUGGACAAGGGUCUUGACGAGAACAACGAGGAAGUCGACUGGAGCGAGGAAGAGGAAGACAACAUCGAGAACCAGAUUGAGUACGUCUCCGACAUUGGCGAGAGCGACGAGGAGCUUGGCGAACUCGAGGAAUGGCUCGACAGCGACGACGAUGAGAAUGACGACGAAGAUGACAGCGAAGAGUCUGAGACCGAGAAGGCCACCAACAAGCGAAAGCGUGGACGGGUUACCAAGAUGAAGAACAAGAAGCCCAGACAGGCGGACAAGGAGAAGCUGACGCUCACCAACGAUCUCACGUGGUAA